GAGGAUCAUGAUGAUGAUGAUGGUGAGGAGGAGGAUUGUAAUGAUGAUGAUAAUGAUGGCGAUGAUGCUGCUGAUGCUGCUGACGCUAAAAAGGGGGAUCAUGAAGAUGAUGAUGAUGAUGAUUACGACGAUGCUGAUGCUGAUGAUGAUAAGGAGCAUGAUGAUGAUGAUAGUGAGGAGUUGGAGAAGGAGGCAGGUCGUGGCCUUCUUGUCGUUUCCCUUUCCCCCGGACAGGGGGAACGAGGAGCCCAGGGCUCGAAGGGCCGAAUGGGAGAAAAAGGUAUGCGAGGAAAUCCCGGCUCCGUGGGCCCGCUCGGCCUGAAGGGAGUGCGAGGCAGCCCCGGCGAACGUGGCGUAGAGGGGAGACAAGGCGAGACGGGCCCUCCCGGCGACAAGGGGACACCCGGCUACCCGGGCCCCAUGGGCGACGACGGCGAGACCGGGCCCGACGGCUUGAUGGGGCCUCGCGGUGUCCGAGGACCAAAGGGUGAGGCCAAAAGAUAA
This is a messenger RNA of Protopolystoma xenopodis, 504 nucleotides long. The record is from the annotation of a GenBank genome assembly. NCBI's taxonomy places the organism in Eukaryota, Metazoa, Platyhelminthes, Monogenea, Polystomatidea, Polystomatidae.